Messenger RNA from Zychaea mexicana, 1064 nucleotides. Its product is annotated as E2F-associated phosphoprotein. Gene Ontology annotation, cellular component: nucleus. Gene Ontology annotation, biological process: positive regulation of cell population proliferation. The transcript has 3 exons. Lineage: Eukaryota; Fungi; Mucoromycota; Mucoromycetes; Mucorales; Lichtheimiaceae. The record is from RefSeq and is a predicted model, not a curated record. Bases 272 to 655 code for a protein of 127 amino acids.
UCUUCGACCUUCAAAUAUAAUUAGCUGGUUUUUCCAGCAGCUUUAAGCCCGUCUUAUCCUUGUACGCGAGCACACAAUGUCAAGCGUUCGAAAGAAGCAAGAGUACUAUGACAAUGUCUACUACGACACUGACGAUGAAGACGAUCAACGUAAAGCACGAUUCAGUUUCCUUUGACGGGACGAUUUGUGAUCGAGUAUAUAAACUGAUCGUGGUUUCUUCUCAAUAGCCAAAGAGGUGCCCACAAAUGACGAUCUAUUGUAUGAUCCGCAAAUGGAUGAUCGGGACGAAACAUGGGUGAUCAAUCAAAUACAGAAGGCAGCACCACCCGGUAAAAAACGUAAAGAAGCGCAUACAGACGCAAUUCUCACAUGUCCAUUAUGCUUUACGCCUCUGUGCUACAACUGUCAACGACACGAGAAAUAUCCCAACCAAUAUAGAGCCAUGUUUGUCACCAAUUGCCGUGUCGUGAAAUCAGAGCGGUAUCGAUACGAUGACCAUCGAGGGAAGCAGGAAAAGAAGGGGAAGAAGGAGGAUGCAGAUGAUCAAGGGCAAGAUGAAGGAUAUUACGUAGUAAAGUGCGGCACGUGUGACACACACGUUGCCAUGAUGGACGAGGAUGAAGUUUACCAUUUUUUCAAUACCAUAGCAACAUAGCUUAGAGACAAGGGUAAUGUACCUAUUUACUGCUGCUUAUUAUUUCCUCGGGGUGGUGAAGAUGAACCCCCUUGCUAGUAAUAACUUUGUAUAAUAAUGGAGAUUGGAGAGGUUGGUCUUGUCACUACUACUGUUGCAUCCAACAAGCAAAUUACUGCCGCCUGUGGCUGAAGCAUAACGAGAUGACGGUACACCAUCAGUGAUAUGCGCGCGCCUUGACCAUGCGCCUGGUUUUUUAAAGAGUGCACAUAAUGCUGAGUUGAGCGGGUCCAAACUAACCCCCAUGAAAAGCGCUGCGAGGAAGAGCAUGAUAACGUGUGUGCGUGAUUAUAUCUUGCGUAAAAACACGGGCCGCGGCGGGGUUUGAUGGUAAUACACAACUUUCUGAAUUCCCUUCUUGGCUUUUUCC